This is a messenger RNA of Auanema sp. JU1783, 747 nucleotides long. Lineage: Eukaryota; Metazoa; Nematoda; Chromadorea; Rhabditida; Rhabditidae. The record is from the annotation of a GenBank genome assembly.
AUGAUGGUUAGCAUAUUGAGAGGAGUUGUCUCCUUCUCAUUGUUAUUCUGUCUUGCGGCAGCUCAGUCAAAUGUCCAUUAUGCCAUUGAUUUUGUGACCUCCGUUUCAACAAGCCAAUUCAAAUGCAUUCAUGAUACUGGCUAUGAUCUUGUAUUCAUAAGAGUUUAUGAUGUUGAUGGUUUCGACUCAAAUGCAAUCACUAACAUUCGAAAUGCAUUCACUCUUAAUCUCAAUGUGGAAGUCUUCAUGAUUCCACAACCAAAAUCUGCGAAAUCAGGUGCUAAACAGUUUUCUGAAGUCUAUCAAUCAUUGGAAUUAAACGGAUUAAAUAUACAAAGUUUAUGGAUUAAGGUCUUUAAUCCUUCCAAAUGGCCAAGCUCUGCAGCAGCAAACAGGAAUUUCAUUGAUGACAUCUAUACACAAGCUCAGAAGAAUCAAGUGAGCGUGGGAAUAUAUACUUCGAUCUCUGAUUGGCAACAUAUCACCAGUGACUACACAGGUCCAGCUGAUCGUCAACAAAACCUUUGGUACUACCAGAACUCUGGACCAGGCAAAUCCGGCGAAUCGCAGCCUGAUUUCAAAGAUUUUGAACCUUUCGGCGGCUGGAAAAGCGCUGGAGUAAAACAGUUUGCUCAAGUCGAAGGAGUAUGUGACGUUUUGACUAAUAGAAAUAUUUACUAUGCGGCAUCAUCAGUGGCAUCUAUCGGAAAAGAAACGAAUGAAACGAUGAUCGGUGGAAAUCUUUAA